CUGCUUUCACAUUGUAUGUCUAUAUUAAAGCUCAACACUCUCUAUUCGCUAUUCCUUUCCACUCAAAAGAAAAGAAAAGAAAAGAAAAGAAACUGGCCAACACAAAGCCAUAUACUUGAAACUUUCAAAGAUCCACAAAGAAAUAAAGAAAAGAUGAUUCAAGAACUCUUAGGAGGUGCUGGUCUUAUUGGAGGAGAGACGAAAAUUUCCAUCGCUGGUACCAUUUUAGAAGGAACACCUUCCCAUUCUCCUUCGUUAUCUCCUUCUUCUUCAACUACAACAACAUCAGCAACCGCUGCUACUGCUACUGCUACUACUACGACAGCAAAUUCAACAACUUCUUCCACCUCAGAGAACUUAAGAUGCCCUAGAUGUGAUUCUUCAAACACUAAGUUUUGCUACUAUAACAACUAUAAUCUCACUCAGCCUCGCCACUUUUGCAAGACUUGCCGUCGAUAUUGGACUAAAGGUGGGGCUCUUAGAAAUGUUCCAAUCGGGGGUGGAUGUAGAAAAAACAAGAACACAGUCGUAUCUGCAUCAGUUGCAAAAUCAAGCAACAAUAAGAUGAAAACUAUGGUGUCUGAGAUUGGAAGAUCAAGCUUUGGGAAUGUUUUUGAUCAUGAACUUCCAUCAUCAAGUCCAAUUAUGUGGGCAUCACCCCAUAAUUCUCAUCUUUUAACCUUGUUAAGAGCUAACCAUAACCCUAACCCUAACUCCACCACGCUAUCUAAUUCUCUUGGUGUGAAGGAGGAGACUGGGUGUAUGAUUGGAACCCAGAUGAUGGCUGAGACAACCGGUGCAACUGGUGCGCUAAAUGCUCGAACCUUGGGCAUGGACCAUCUCAGUCAAGUCCCUUCUUUAGGUCUUUGCAGUCCUUUUUGGAAAAACAGUCAAAACCAAGCUCAACACCAUCAACAAAAUGGAUUUAUAGUUGGUGAAGCUCAAAACUCAGGGAUACAAGAACUCUAUCAACGACUCAGAUCAUCAACUAAUACUUACUAUACAGAUAACUCAUCUGUAGUUCUGAGCAAUGUGGGUUCAUCAUCAACAUCAUCUUCAAACAUUUUGGAGUCUUCUCCUGUUGCUGGAGGUGAAUUGGGUUAUUGGAAUCCAACAUUUUCAUGGUCUGAUCUUCCAACAACUAACGGUGCAUAUCCUUAAGAACACUUUUCUUUUCUUCGUUUCAUUUUAGUCGUACGCUUUUUUUUCCUUUUAAUUUGUUUGCUUUUAGAUUCCUUUUCUUUCAUUUUCUAGGGUUGUGGUUUUGGGUUGUGGUAUAUGGAUAUGUAGUAGAAUCAGUUUCUUUUCAUCCUUUUUUUCCCUAAAUGUUUAAUUUAUGUUUGUGUGUUCAAGGUGUGUUUAACUUUGACAAUGUACCAAGGACCAAAAAGUGGUAGAAAUGGACAAUAUUAGCUACUUUAAUUAA
This is a messenger RNA of Ricinus communis (castor bean), 1426 nucleotides long. Its product is annotated as dof zinc finger protein DOF3.7. Gene Ontology annotation, biological process: regulation of DNA-templated transcription. The record is from RefSeq and is a predicted model, not a curated record. The transcript has 2 exons. NCBI's taxonomy places the organism in Eukaryota, Viridiplantae, Streptophyta, Magnoliopsida, Malpighiales, Euphorbiaceae. Gene Ontology annotation, molecular function: DNA binding; DNA-binding transcription factor activity. The coding region runs from base 16 to 1161 and encodes 381 amino acids.